Messenger RNA from Spinacia oleracea (spinach), 1035 nucleotides. RefSeq lists its product as uncharacterized. The transcript is spliced from 7 exons. The coding region runs from base 1 to 1035 and encodes 344 amino acids. NCBI's taxonomy places the organism in Eukaryota, Viridiplantae, Streptophyta, Magnoliopsida, Caryophyllales, Amaranthaceae. The record is from RefSeq and is a predicted model, not a curated record.
AUGUCGAAUGCGAAGUACAACAGUACUGCUGAUCCAGAGGAUCAUUGUACCGCCUUUGAACAACACAUAAUGUUGCACACAUACUCAUACUCCAUGUGGUGUAAGGGAAGGCAACAUGCAAAACUACCACCACCCUAUCAGCCGCCGAGAAUAGAUGACAGAGCAGAGCUCCAGAGAUUAGUAGAGAUGGAGAGGCACGGGAGGAGAAUGAUAAGGAGAGAAAACCGAAUGCCUGUUUGUCUUAAUAUCAUGGUUCACGUAUUGACGGUGGACAAGAAUAUAAGGCCGAUAGAGCGAAAGAAAAGAAAUUUCUCCACAGAGAAGAUAAAAGCUUUUCAACAAGAGGUUGAUAAAUUACUGGCGGCAGAUUUCAUUGAGCCGUGUGACUAUCCGGAAUGGUUAGCCAACGUGGUAAUGGCAAAGAAGCCUAGCGGAGCAUGGAGGAUUUGCAUGGAUUUCACAAACCUCAACGGUGCAUGUCCCAAAGAUUGUUACCCACCGCCACGAAUUGACAGCUUGGUAAAAACAGAUACAAAGAAAGCAACGUUCAACACAGAUGAUGGAGUAUACAAUUAUAAAAAAGGGAGAAACAUUAAAGUGUAUGUUGACGACUUGGUCGUCAAAAGCAGAGAGGCAGAAGAUCAUGUUGAUAAUCUGAGAGAAACCUUCAUGAAUCUGCAAAUGUAUCAGAUAAAGCUGAACCCAAAAAAGUGUAUUUUUGGGGUGAAAUCGAGAAAGUUUAUGUGCUUCCUAGUUAGUGAGAAAGGGAUCGAUGAAAAUCUUAAUAAGGUUGAGGGGAUGGACAUCAUAGGUCAGUUUACAACCGACUCGGGAGGCAGAAAAUUCCUCACCGUCACGGCCAAUUACUUCACCAAAUGGAUCAAAGCCAAACCGGUAGCAAAAAUAACAGUCAACCAGAACAACCGCCACCGGCAAGGCACAUGUUCAAGGAAAGCUAACAGCAAAGACGGAAGGGCCCUACCAGAUAUGGUAAGAGAUAGUAGCGAGAGCGUACAAGCUGAUGCAUAUGGAUGA